This is a messenger RNA of Topomyia yanbarensis, 1845 nucleotides long. RefSeq lists its product as uncharacterized. Gene Ontology annotation, molecular function: nucleic acid binding. The transcript is spliced from 2 exons. Bases 1 to 1845 code for a protein of 614 amino acids. Lineage: Eukaryota; Metazoa; Arthropoda; Insecta; Diptera; Culicidae. The record is from RefSeq and is a predicted model, not a curated record.
AUGCGGGAGGACGACCAACAUUGCCAACGCUUCUUCUGGAAGGCCUGCGAGACAGAUAUCGACCCUAGCGUCUACGUAGUGCAGGUUAUGACGUUCGGCGCAUGCUGCUCGCCGAGUACGGCACAAAACGUAAAAAAUUACAAUGCAAAGAGAUUCGAACAAGAACACCCAGAAGCAGUUCACGCAAUCGUAAAGCAACACUACGUUGACGAUAUGCUUCUGAGUGUGGAAUCUGAGGAGGAAGCAAUACAAGUGGUUCGAGAAGUACAGACAGUGCACAGGUCAGCAGGCUUCGAAAUGCGGAACUGGAUCUCCAACUCACCCAGAGUUGUGGCAGCUAUGAGCGAAACAGGCUCCGAUGAGAAAAGCCUCAGUAUCGGCGACAAACACGUGUCAGAACGGGUUCUCGGAAUGUGGUGGAACACCUCAACAGACUGCUUCACAUAUAAAAUGUCACCGCGGUACGAGCAACUACUGAUCAGUGGGCAGCGACGACCGACAAAACGCGAAGCGCUUCCCGCUGUGAUAGGCGUGAGAUUAGCGGGAACCAUUGCCAAAUCGCUAUCCGUCAAAAUCAAUCAACGUUUCUUCUGGACUGACUCCAGAGAUAUCCUCUGCUGGCUCAACUCGGAUCACCGUCGGUAUAGCCAAUUCGUGGCCUUCCGUGUUAGCGAGAUCCUGGAAACGACGAACGUCAACGAAUGGCAGUGGGUGCCAACGAAGCUGAACGUGGCAGACGAGGGAACCAAAUGGACACGAGCUCCAGAUAUGACUACCUCUAGUCGAUGGUUUUGCGGUCCCAAUUUUCUCUGGCAACCGAACGAAGCAUGGCCUGUUUCCCCGCACCCAUUUGGAUCGACUAAAGAGGAGUUGCGGCCUCAUCUUCUGCUUCAUACCAUGCCGUUGGACCCAGUGGUUCAGCCACAUGAUUUCUCGGGAUGGUCUUCUCUACUGCGCCGAAUGGCUUAUGUGACCCGUUUCGUGGACAACCUGAGGCAAGCUAAGAUGAAAAAACCAAGGCGGGGUGGCUCUCUGACUCGUGACGAGGUAAGAAAAGCGGAAAAUUACCUGUUUCGUCUUGCACAGCGCAGUGCGUAUCCCGAUGAGAUAGCAGUCCUGAAUGAACCCUUAUCAACCACCCAGCAACGCAAGUUUAUAAAAAACAACAGUUCGCUAAGUAAGAUGUGCGCCUUUCUUGACAAGAACGGCGUUCUAAGGGCCCGCGGCCGAACCCAAGAAUGUAAAUUCACAGAUUACGACGCCGCUAAUCCGGUUAUUCUUCCACGGAAUCACCACAUCACUAGGCUUAUCGUGUCCAAUGCACACAAGCAGUUUAACCACCAGAACCAUGAGACGAUCAUCAACGAGCUUCGCCAGCGAUUCCGCAGUCCACGUCAGAAGGCAACGUACCGUGCGAUCCGGAAGGAGUGCCAACAGUGUAAAAAUAACCAGGCUGCCUCGCAACCACCUGCGAUGACUGAUCUACCACUCGCUCGCCUGGCUGCCUUUGCUCGACCAUUUACGUACAUGGGGAUAGACUAUUUUGGCCCAAUGACGGUAUCCGUCGGACGACGCACAGAGAAACGUUGGGGGGUACUGGCAACAUGUCUUACCAUUCGUGCCGUACACUUAGAACUCGCUCACACACUGACGACAGAUUCCUAUAUGAUGGCUAUACGCAACAUCUUUGCUAGAAGGGGAGUUCCGGCAGUGAUCUACAGCGACCAUGGCACAAACUUCCAGGGCGCCAGUAAGGAGCUACAGCUAGCGCUACAGGAACUCGACGACGACCGGCUGAUGCGGGAGUUCACUACGGCGGAAGAAUGCUCUUCAGGAAGACCCUAA